Drosophila gunungcola (fruit fly) is the source of this 1348-nucleotide messenger RNA. It is a transcript of the gene CSN1a, whose product is annotated as COP9 signalosome complex subunit 1. The record is from RefSeq and is a predicted model, not a curated record. Gene Ontology annotation, cellular component: COP9 signalosome. Bases 143 to 1294 code for a protein of 383 amino acids. The transcript has a single exon. NCBI's taxonomy places the organism in Eukaryota, Metazoa, Arthropoda, Insecta, Diptera, Drosophilidae.
AUAUGGAUUAGUGAUAUACAACUUAGAUUGUGCACAUCUCAGAGCACUCUUCUUCCAUAAUCACAAAGUUUUGGACACUGCCAAGAUAAAAUUUCCCAGUUCGUAAGCAACUUGCCAACUUAUUUCCCCUCAGGAAUCGCCGAUGUCCGACAGCCCUGGUAUUUUCUUUGACUCAUUGACGAUUUCGAGCUCGGUGGACGAUGAAGUGACCAAGGGGACCAAGUUGCAUCUGCCCAGCUACGCCGAUCGAUACACGGACAUCCCUCGUCUCAUCCGCUUGAAGUUCAUAGCCCAGGUGUGUCCGCAACUGAGGGUUCCUGCCCUCGAACUGGCCAUCGAUCAUGUGAAGACCACUUACAAUGUCAAGCUGUACGACGAGCUCUACAAGACGCUCUGUGUUGAGGUGGACAGGAAUUCUCUUAAACGGCUGGAGGCGAACGGAGAAGAGUGUCGUGCCCCAAAUGGCAACGAGGCCAGCACUUCGAGUGGUAGGGGGCGAAUCGCUGUACCCUACGACUCCUAUUGGGUGGAGGACAACACCAUGGAGGCAACUCUGAUGCUGCAGGAACUGGAUGCCGAGCUGAAUUUCAAGAAAUCAAAUUCGGGCAGCGCCAAUGUGCGACGCAUUCUGGAGGAGAUCGGGGAUCAUUAUGAGAAAAGUGGCAACCUGCAGAUGGCAGUCAAGUUCUACGCUCGAGCCAGGCCCUACUGUACCAGCAGCGACAACGUGAUCAUCAUGUUCCGCAAUCUGAUCAGGGUGUCCAUUUACAUGGAGAACUGGUGGCACGUACUGACCUACGUCGACGAGGCCAAACAGUAUGCCUUUGGCUUCGAGAACCUGGCACGGGAUGUUCCGGCUCGCUUAAGCUGUGCCGCCGGCUUGGCCAAUAUGGGCCUUAAGAUCUACAAGUCCGCCGCCCAGUAUUUCCUGAACACUCCAUUCGGGCGCUAUGACUACGACAAAAUCGUGGCCCCCGAGGAUGUGGGCUACUGUGCCGGACUCUGCGCCCUAGCCACUUUCGAUCGGGAGAAAUUACAGCUGCGCGCCAUCAACUCCGAGCCGUUUAAGCCCUUUUUCCAACUCUCGCCAAAGAUGUGGACCAUUUUGGCCAAGUUCUGCGAGGGCCAGUUUGACAUUUGUGCGCAACUUCUGCGCGAAAUCGAGGCUCAUGUCCGUCUGGAUGUCUAUCUGUCGCCCCAUGUGGACACGCUAUACGAUAUGAUCAUGGGCAGACUGCUGAAGAAGAGGGACAGGAAAAUAAUGACAGACUCUGUGAAAAGGUAUACGUCGUGAUUAUUUAUUAAGAAAUACUCAAACUUACAAUCUAUUUACUCCAUUUGAGACCGA